This is a messenger RNA of Coregonus clupeaformis (lake whitefish), 5779 nucleotides long. RefSeq names its product CUB and sushi domain-containing protein 2-like. NCBI's taxonomy places the organism in Eukaryota, Metazoa, Chordata, Actinopteri, Salmoniformes, Salmonidae. The annotation marks the transcript as partial. The record is from RefSeq and is a predicted model, not a curated record. The transcript is spliced from 34 exons.
AUGGUGCAGUUUGAAGCCUUGUGGUGGAGAGUGAUGCAGGAGCUGGAGAUGGGGGGUGUGAGCACCUUAGCUAACAGGAACUACUCCACUCCAGACAGGAACUACUCCACUCCAGACAGGAACUACUCCACUCCAGACAGGAACCACUCCACUCCAGACAGGAACUACUCCACUCCAGAUAGGAACUACUCCACUCCAGACAGGAACCACUCCACUCCAGACAGGAACUACUCCACUCCAGACAGGAACUACUCCACUCCAGACAGGAACCACUCCACUCCAGACAGGAACUACUCCACUCCAGACAGGAACUACUCCACUCCAGACAGGAACUACUCCACUCCAGACAGGAACCACUCCACUCCAGACAGGAACUACUCCACUCCAGACAGGAACUACUCCACUCCAGACAGGAACUACUCCACUCCAGACAGGAACCACUCCACUCCAGACAGGAACCACUCCACUCCAGACAGGAACCACUCCACUCCAGAAAGGAACUACUCCACUCCAGACAGGAACCACUCCACUCCAGACAGGAACUACUCCACUCCAGACAGGAACUACUCCACUCCAGACAGGAACUACUCCACUCCAGACAGGAACCACUCCACUCCAGACAGGAACUACUCCACUCCAGACAGGAACCACUCCACUCCAGACAGGAACUACUCCACUCCAGACAGGAACUACUCCACUCCAGACAGGAACUACUCCACUCCAGACAGGAACCACUCCACUCCAGACAGGAACUACUCCACUCCAGACAGGAACUACUCCACUCCAGACAGGAACUACUCCACUCCAGACAGGAACCACUCCACUCCAGACAGGAACCACUCCACUCCAGACAGGAACCACUCCACUCCAGAAAGGAACUACUCCACUCCAGACAGGAACUACUCCACAGAGGUGCUUUGCAGCAACAAGGAGGAGAGGAGGAACAGGCGAGGAGUGCAGAAGAAUAGAGGAGUGGAGUUCACUGGUCCUAACCUGCCGUCUCCCAUCAUCAGCAGCAAGAACUGGCUGAGACUUCACUUUACCUCUGAUGGAAACCACAAGCUGAGGGGCUUCAGUGCCCAGUACCAAGUGAAGAAGAUGACAGAGCUGAAGUCCAGAGGAGUCAAGAUGUUGCCCAGUAAAGACAACCACCACAAGAUAUCAGUGUUGUCUCAGAUGGGUGUGGCCCAGGGACAUAACAUGUGUCCAGACCCGGGGAUCCCUGACCGAGGGAAAAGAAAAGGAUCUGACUUCAGGCGGGGUGCCACGGUGCAUUUCUCCUGUGAUGAGGGUUAUGAUCUGCAGGGCUCUAAAAGCAUCAGCUGCCUGAGAGUAACAGACAGUUACGUAGGCUGGAGCGACGACCGACCCAUCUGCAGAGCUCCUAUGUGUGGGGGUCAUCUGCGAGCCCCUAACGGCAUCAUCACCUCACCAAACUAUCCUGUCCAGUAUGACAACAAUGCUAACUGCACCUGGGUCAUCACCGCUGCAGACACCACCAAGGUGAUCAAACUGACCUUUGAGGACUUUGACCUGGAGCGUGGUUACGAUACGUUGACAGUUGGAGACGGAGCUGUGGUUGGAGACCAGAAGACAGUCUUUCAUGUCCUAUCAGGGACCACCACUCCAGACCUGGUGGUCAGCACCAGUCACCAGAUGUGGCUCAACUUCAAGACCGACGACACCAGUGGCUCUCUGGGCUUCAAGGUGUCUUAUGAAGAGAUUGACCAGGGCAGCUGUGGAGACCCGGGGAUACCGGCCUACGGCAAGCGGGAAGGGACAGGUUUCCGCCACGGGGACAGGCUGCACUUUGAGUGUCUCCCUGCCUUUGAGUUAGUGGGGAAGAAGAACAUCACCUGCCAAAAGAACAACCAGUGGUCAGCCAAGAAACCCAGCUGUGUCUUCUCGUGCUUCUUCAACUUCACAACCCCCUCUGGUGUGCUGCUGUCCCCUAACUACCCCCAGGAAUAUGGUAACAACAUGCACUGUGUGUGGCUCAUCAUCACUAAGCCAGAGAGUAGGAUUAACCUGGCCUUCAAUGACCUCAGCAUGGAGAAACAGUUUGACUUCCUCAGCGUCAAAGACGGUGGCAAGGCUGAGUCUCCCAUCCUGGGUACGUUCUCUGGUGACGUGCUGCCAGCUCCCAUCACCACCAGUGCCCACGUGGCACGCCUAGAGUUCCUGACUGACCACACCUACACAGACCGGGGGUUCAACAUCACCUUCACCACGUUCCGCCAUAAUGAGUGUCCAGACCCGGGGGUUCCAGUGAACGGGAAGCGGUUUGGUGAGAACCUUCAGCUGGGCAGCUCCAUCUCCUUCCUGUGUGAGGAAGGCUUCGUGAAGACCCAUGGCUCCCAGACUGUCUCCUGUAUCCUGAAGGAUGGAAACGUGGUCUGGGACAACGCUGUGCCUCGCUGUGAAGCUCCGUGUGGGGGUGAUCUGAAGGCUCCUAGUGGUAUCAUCCUGUCCCCUGGUUGGCCAGAGCUCUAUAAGGAGGCCCUUAACUGUGAGUGGGUCAUCGAGGCUCCGCCAGGAUACCCCAUCAAGAUCAUCUUUGAUAAGUUUCGUACUGAGGUAAACUAUGACGUGCUGGAGGUGCGUGACGGCCGGUUCCCCUCCUCGCCUCUGAUUGGUAGUUACCAGGGUACCCAGGUGCCCCAGUUCCUCAUCAGCACCUCCAACUUCCUGUUCCUUCUCUUUUCCACCGACAAGAGCCACUCGGACAUCGGCUUCCGCAUCCGCUAUGAGACUCUACAGCUACAGUCAGAUCACUGUGUCGACCCUGGCAUCCCUGUCAACGGCCAACGCCAUGGCAACGACUUCUACGUGGGUGCCUUGGUAACGUUCAGCUGUGAUGCGGGGUACUCCCUUAGCGACCUGGAGCCCCUGGAGUGCGAACCCAACUUCCAGUGGAGUCGACCCCUGCCCGGCUGUGAUGCGUUGUGUGGAGGUUAUAUCCAGGGUAACACCGGUACCAUCCUCUCUCCGGGGUUUCCAGACUUCUAUCCUCACAACCUCAACUGCACCUGGAUGAUUGAAUCCUCCCAUGGCAAAGGUGUCCAGUUCACCUUCCAUACAUUCCACCUAGAGUCUCCCCACGACCACCUGUUGGUGACGGAGAACGGCAGCUUCCCCGAGCCCCUGUGGAGACUAACAGGCUCAAUACUGCCCCCCACCCUCAGUGCAGGCCUGUAUGGGAACUACACCGCUCAGAUACGCUUCCUUUCAGACUUCUCUGUCUCCUACGAGGGAUUCAACAUCACCUUCUCAGAGUAUGACCUGGAACCCUGUGAAGACCCGGGCGUUCCUCCCUACAGUACCCGUAAGGGGUUACAGUUUGGGGUGGGGGACGUGCUCACCUUCUCCUGUUUCCCUGGAUACCGUCUGGAGGGGCCGUUGAGGGUGACGUGCUUGGGGGGGCGGAGGAGGGUGUGGAGCUCCCCUCUGCCAAGGUGUGUUGCUGAGUGUGGAUCCUCUGUGACUGGAAUGCAGGGAGUGCUGCUGUCUCCCAACUACCCAGGUUACUAUGGGAACCACCAUGAGUGUAUCUACUCUAUACAGACCCAGCCAGGCAAGGGCAUCCAGCUCCGAGCACGAGACUUCAGACUGGAGGACGACGACAUGCUCAAAGUGUUUGAUGGCAGUAGUAAACAGGCUCGUCUGUUGGGUGUGUUCUCUGGGACUGAGCUGCAGGAAAACACUCUCAACUCUACAUCCAGCUCCAUGUGGCUGGAGUUCAUCAGCAAUGCAGACAACACCAGCCAGGGCUUUGAGCUAUACUUUACUAGUUUUGAUCUGGUGAAGUGUGAGGACCCGGGUGUUCCUCAGUUUGGCUAUAAGAGAGAAGAUAAGGGUCACUUCGCCGGCAGCACCGUGGGUUACAGCUGUGACCCAGGAUACACCCUGAAGGGACCCCAGAUCCUCACCUGUUUGAGGGGGGAGAGGAGAGCCUGGGAUAGCCCCCUGCCCCUCUGUGUCGCGGAGUGUGGGGGGACAAUCAAGGAUGAGCCUACAGGUCGUAUAUUGUCUCCAGGUUACCCUGCUCCAUAUGAACAUAACCUGCACUGUGUCUGGAGCAUCGAAGCUGCCCCGGGAAGCACCAUCAGUCUCCACUUCCUGGUAUUCCAUACGGAGGAGGUCCAUGAUGUGUUGCGUAUCUGGGACGGUCCCCAGGACGGAGGGGUCCUCCUGAGGGAGCUCAGCGGCUCGGCCCUUCCCCCUGACGCCCACAGCACCUUCAACGCCGUCAGCCUCCAGUUCACCACCGACUUCUUCACCUCCAAACAGGGCUUCGCUCUGCAGUUCUCUGUGUCCACUGCUACGUCAUGUAACGACCCCGGUCUGCCCGCCAACGGGACUCGUAGUGGGGACAGCAGGGAGCCUGGAGACAGUGUGCUGUUCCAGUGUGAUCCCGGUUACGUCCUGCAGGGGGCCACCAAGAUCACCUGCACAGAGAUCAUCAGCCGCUUCUUCUGGCAGCCUGACCCCCCCACCUGCACAGCUCCAUGUGGGGGGAACCUGACGGGCCCCACUGGGCUGAUCCUGUCCCCAGAGUACCCCGAGCCGUAUCCUCACGGACGAGAGUGUGACUGGACCGUCUCUGUCACCCCCGACUACGUCAUCGCACUCAACUUCAACCAGUUCGGUCUGGAGCCCAGCUAUGACUUCCUCCAUAUCUAUGAUGGUCCUGACUCCCUCCACCCUCUGCUGGGGAGUUUCUACGGUACUGACGUCCCCGACCGCAUCGAGAGCAGCUCCAACACACUCUUCCUCGCCUUCCGCAGUGACGCAUCGCUCAGCAGCAACGGCUUCGUCCUGCAGUACACAGAGAACCCUAGAGAGUCAUGCUUUGAGCCGGGGGUGGUGAGGAACGGUACCAGGGUUGGAGCUGACCUGAAGCUGGGUUCUGCCACUACCUACAACUGUGACAGUGGAUACACUCUGGAGGGAGAUCCCACUCUGACCUGCAUCAUGGGGUCAGACAGCAAGCCCUCCUGGAACAAACCAAAACCCAUAUGCAUAGCUCUGUGUGGAGGGCAGUAUUCAGGGUUGGAGGGUGUGGUCUUGUCUCCCGGUUACCCAGGCAACUACAGCAGUGCCCGGACAUGUCUGUACUCGGUGGUCGUGCCCAAAGGCAAUGUGGUGUUCAGCCAGUUUACGUUCUUCCAGACGGCUCUGAAUGACGUGGUGGAGGUCUACGAUGGAGCAACGCAGCACUCCAGAGUCCUCAGCUCCCUGUCGGGAACACACACAGGCGAGUCGCUGCCAUUGGCAACGUCCAAUCAGGUUCUGAUCCGAUUCACCUCCAAAGGCCAAUCCAGCUCCAAAGGAUUCCACCUGGUGUAUCAAGCGGUGCCAAGGACCAGUGCCACCCAGUGCACUUCAGUCCCAGAGCCCAGGAACGGGAGGAGGAUGGGGAAUAAUUUUGCAGUAGGAGCCGUGAUCCGCUUUGAGUGUACCCCUGGAUAUGUACUGGAAGGAUCCACCGCCAUAGAGUGUCUGACUGUCCCCAACGCUCUGGCUAACUGGAACUCAUCCAUACCCAGCUGCAUAGUUCCGUGUGGAGGUAAUCUGACCCAGCGGACCGGCACCAUCCUGUCUCCUGGUUUUCCUGAGCCCUAUCUCAACAGCCUCAACUGUGUCUGGAAGAUCAUGGUUCCGGAAGGAUCCGGAAUACAGAUCCAGGUGAUCAGUUUUGUGACAGAACAGAACUGGGAUUCUCUAGAGGUGUUUGAUGGAGGAGACAACAGUGACACCAUGCUGGGCAGCUUCUCAG